CCACGCAUACUCAUAUGAUUUCUGAUAGGGGAAGUGAGGAAAGGGCAUUAUUAACGGUAGAGCAAAAACACACAAAAAGAGCGAGAGAGAGAGAGAGAGAGAGAGAGACAAAGUUUUGUUGCUUGUCAGAUAAGGUUCAUUUCACUUUUACCUAUAGAGUGGUGACAGUGGCAUAUGCCUGGCAACAGAGUCAGUCACUAGCAUUCUGUUGAAAACGAUGGGCGCUGAAGUUAAAAAUACAAACACACCAUUGUCUCUGGAACGGUUUCACAUCUCUGAGGAUUAUGGGUUUAUUCUACCCGAGCCUCUGAGAGACCUGCCGGUGUACUACAAGCCCUGGAUGGACGUUGCCAGAAAUGUGCCAGAACUCAUCUCCUCCCAUUCUCUGCGCAUGAGAAUCCAUGAUAUGCCUCUGUUGGAGACUCAUUUGUUGCAGACACACCGUGAGCUGCGUUUGGCCCAUCUGGCUUUGAGCGUAAUGACUAUGGGUUACGUAUGGCAGGAGGGAGAGAGAGAUACUAUCAGAGUGCUUCCGGGGAAUCUGUCGGUGCCAUUCUGUGAGGUGUCUCAGAGACUUGGUCUGCCUCCUAUUCUCAUCCACGCUGACACAGUCCUCGCCAACUGGAAGAAAAGAGAUCCGGAUGGACCCUUUUCCAUGGAGAACUUGGAGUUGUUGUUGACAUUGCCCGGUGAAGAAAGUGUGAGAGGAUUUUUUCUGGUGACACUGCUGGUGGAGUUGGCAGCAGUUCCUGGCCUGAAGUCUAUCCUUGAUGUCAUCAACGGCGUCCAUUAUAAUGAUGUUGCUAUGGUCACCAAAGCUCUGAAUGUUAUCAGUCAGGCCGUAGACAGCAUGAAACAGGCCCUUAAACUAAUGCACGAAUAUGUAGAUCCCUCUAUAUUCUAUGGCAUCAUGAGGAUUUAUCUGUCUGGAUGGAAAGAUAACCCAUCAAUGCCAGAAGGUCUCGUGUAUGAAGGAGUUCAGGAGAAGCCAAUGGAGUUUUCUGGAGGCAGUGCCGCUCAGAGUAGUGUCUUACACUGCUUUGAUGAGCUUCUGGGAGUCCAGCAUGAAGGCAGCAGUGGGGCCUUCCUGAGAAGAAUGAGGGACUACAUGCCGCCCUCUCAUAAGCAGUUCAUUGAAAGCAUCUCUAGUCGCCCGUCUCUGCGCAGCUUUGUGCUCCAGCAAACAGAUGAGCGUCUCACACACACAUUUGAGCAGUGUGUGGCUCGCUUGGUGGACUUUCGUAAUUACCACAUCAACAUCGUCACCCGAUACAUCACUAUCCCGGCCUCCCGGGCCAAACAGCUCCGUGCCAACAAGCAGGGUUCGGACGAGGAGCUGGACGCGAUCAGAAGAGCUCCAACAGCGCUGGAGGAAAGAGGUACUGGAGGGUCGGGGAUCAUGACCUUUCUGAAGACGGUGCGAGACGAAACCAAAGACACUUCCACCUCAAAGUGUACUGAUGAAAAGCAAGUCUCGCCAGACCCAUCGAUGACGGAAAUAGAGAAGGCUGCAUCUGAGCUCCCAAUAGAAGGAUAAUAGCACCAAAGUAUUAUCUGCAAAGUAAAUGAUGCACUACGAUAAAAUUGUUUUUAUGGGUCAUAACAUAAUUUAGGGUGAGAUUGCACACAUAUACAGAAGUAGUUUCCAUUCACCGCAUAACACACAUACACAAACACCGACUUGAUUUACACUUACUUCAGCGAGGGCUUCAAUCAAACACUUUCUGCAAUAUGACCCCAUAAAGAGCUAAUGUUUUUGUCUUUGGUCAAACAAUCCAGAUAUUAAACACAUGAAUAAUGUAAGCACAAAUAUGACACUAUAUAAUAUAACUAUGUUGGUUGUUUCAUUGCUAAACCCUAACACAAAACUAAAGGCUUAUCAAAACACAAACUCCUGAGAUUAGAGUCUUAAUGUCUGUGUGUAUGCUUAUAAUGCUACAAGCAAUCCUGAUAUAAAGGGUUAUUCAAAGUUAAAUCCAAAUUUCAUUCAUUUGAAGUCAACAUAAAUUGUUUGUAACUAGUUUUACUUAACAUGCACUAUUUUCACCGGAUAUUCAAUAACAAGUUGAGAGUUUUUGAAAGUGUAUGUCUAAUAUGCGCUAUAAUUAAAUAGUUUAAUUAAUAAGAAAAUAAUAAUAGUAAUAAUAAUUAUUUAUUGAAAUGUAGUUGAAGCUUGGAUGAUAUUUGAGGCAAUAUUAUCUUAAUAACACACAUAAUAUAAUAUUACCUUCUUUGUAGUUGAACGGUUGAACUAAAAAUACUAAAAUUGAUAUUUAAAAUGUACCUUCAGGGGUACAACAGCUUUUAUUUGGCCGCCAAAAUGCCUCUUCAAAAGGCCCUACUGAAUGAAGGAUUUGAGGAAGGAGCUGAAGUGCUUGGAUUACAAAAGGUGUAUUUGAAGUGCGCUUCAUGAACGGCGAAGCAGUGAGACACAGAGAAGUCAAAUUAUCGAUUAUUGAAUAAAGAUGUGUUUUUAUCUUUGCAUACGAAAAGUAUUGUAUACACACACAAUCUUUCAUAUUGAACCAUGGAUGUUUUUCAUACUGGUAACUGUGUGACAGUAAAUGGGACAUUCUAAAAUAUCUUAAAUUGCGUUGUUGAAGACAAACAAAGCUUUUACUUUGAAACAGCAUGGGGGUAAGUAAUUAAUGACGAAAUUGUCAUUUAGGGUUUUUUUUUUUUUUCUCUCACCUUUUUUUAAGAGGUCACCCUUGUCCCUUUGGGGACUCUUUUUGUUUGUUACCAUAGCAAUUGAUCUGUUACCUUGUUAUCCCGUCUCCUUAGAAUAUUAAAAAUGAAUUAAAACCCAGACUAUAUUCUUUAGAAAGGUAGAAAUGUUAUGCAUAUUUAAGAUUGAGAACAUCUGUUUGUAAGUGGUUCAAACUGAAUCCGACCAAAAAAAGUUUAAUUUUGCAAAAGAUAUAAGACGUUCCGCUACUUGUGUGUGUAGAUAUGUGAACUGUGUGCAGUGUUUUCACAAAAUGAGUUUCAAAAGCUCCGUGUAAGCAUUUAAAAAAACUGUAACAAGAUUAUUAAUUAAUUUAUUUAUUAUUUUGUGAAUCUGGCUCCUGGAAAGUAGCGUGCGCGCACAGUUAAAUGUUUUUGACUAUAGGAUGCGGAAUGUUUGUCUUGUGGUAUCUGGUAGGAAUGCGUGAAUAUCAGCUCCACAAAGAAUGUAAAACUGUCUAAGGAUUAGGUCUGGUGAGUUUCUGUGGGAUCACCUCUGAACUUUUCAGUGAUUUCGAGGUGAUUUCAGUGAAAGAGGUGGUUGUUUUAACAAAAAGGUGCAGCACUUCUAAAUCAAACUAUUGGAAAUCAUGCAUGCAAGAAUGGUGUGAAAGUACGGUUUUUAUGUUUAAAAUAAAAAAAAGUUAGCAGAA
Molecule: messenger RNA, 3380 nt
Organism: Puntigrus tetrazona (Sumatra barb)
Lineage: Eukaryota; Metazoa; Chordata; Actinopteri; Cypriniformes; Cyprinidae
Product: indoleamine 2,3-dioxygenase 2-like
Exons: 10
Coding region: 218-1537 (439 amino acids)
Biological process (GO): 'de novo' NAD+ biosynthetic process from L-tryptophan
Cellular component (GO): cytoplasm
Molecular function (GO): indoleamine 2,3-dioxygenase activity; heme binding; metal ion binding
Source: RefSeq, a predicted model, not a curated record